AUGGCCCCAGCCAUUUCCAAGCCUCUCCUCAGCGAUCUCGUGGCACAGAUCGGGAAAGUCCCAUUGAGCCACAUCAGGCCUGUCGGAGACCGCCCGGACCUCGCCAAUGUCGACAACGAGUCCGGCGCCGGGAUCCCGCUCAUCGACCUCAAGAAGCUCAACGGGCCGGAGCGCCCUAAGGUGGUGGAGGCCAUCGGCAGGACCUGCGAAUCCGACGGCUUCUUCAUGGGGAUGCUGCGCGUGGCGCGGGAGUUCUUCCACCUGCCGGAGUCGGAGCGGCUCAAGUGCUACUCUGACGACCCCAAGAAGGCGAUCCGGCUGUCCACCAGCUUCAACGUGCGCACGGAGAAGGCAAGUGGUGGGCACCUACGCGACGGAAGCGAGCUGAGGGCGCUGGCGCUGAGGCUGCUGGAGGCCAUAUCGGAGAGCCUGGGCCUGGAGCGGAGCCACAUGGUGGCGGCCAUAGGGAGGCACGCGCAGCACAUGGCGGUGAACUACUACCCGCCGUGCCCGCAGCCGGAGCUCACCUACGGGCUGCCGGGCCACAAGGACCCCAAUGCCAUCACGCUGCUGCUCCAGGACGGCGUCUCCGGCCUCCAGGUGCAGCGUGGCGGGCGAUGGGUGGCCGUCAACCCCGUGCCCAACGCGCUGGUCAUCAACAUCGGAGACCAGAUGCAGGCACUAAGCAACGACCGAUACAAGAGCGUGCUCCACCGCGUGAUCGUCAACAGCGCGCGAGAGCGAGAGGAUCUCGGUGCCGACGUUUUACUGGCCGACGCGCUGGCGGACGACGGCCACCCUCUGGCCUACCGCCCAUUCACUUUCCAGGAGUACUACGACGAGUUCUGGAACAUGGGCCUCCAGUCGGCCAGCUGCCUCGACCGGUUUAGAGGCCCGGAGGAUCCAUAG
Miscanthus lutarioriparius is the source of this 909-nucleotide messenger RNA. The record is from the annotation of a GenBank genome assembly. Lineage: Eukaryota; Viridiplantae; Streptophyta; Magnoliopsida; Poales; Poaceae.